Molecule: messenger RNA, 231 nt
Organism: Mucor mucedo
Lineage: Eukaryota; Fungi; Mucoromycota; Mucoromycetes; Mucorales; Mucoraceae
Exons: 2
Source: RefSeq, a predicted model, not a curated record
GAAGUAUUGUUAUCUGAAGGAUCUUCAUCAUUUGAUGAAAACAACAAAGGAAGAACUAGCUCUGACCACUACAAAGCGAUGUUUGGUUCAUUAAUAAUGCUUCGUACUAUCGCCAGAAAAUAUAUUUACACUCGCUUUCAUAGUUUUAAGAACUUGAAAGUUCAUUUUAUUCACAUACAUAAUAAUGCAAUCCGACAUUGGAGUAUGUUCGCCCCUUCUCCUGUAUUGUAA